AUGUCUGAUCAAGAACCGACGCCAUCGCCGAAGAAGGAAGACCUUUCCUCCGCGCGCCUAGGUAGCGUAGCCGUGGAGUGCAACAAGCUCAAGGACGAGUACGAACAGUGCUUCUUCGACUUCUUUCCCCGCUUCCUCUGCGGUGAAAAGUUCAAGGAGGACCCGUGCGCUUCUCAGUUGGAGGCCUAUCGUCAGUGCCUGCGUCGCCACCUGAGUCGACAUAUGGGCGUGGAUUUAGACAAACUCGAUGCCCAGCACAUGUCCGCUGCCGAGAUGGCCGAAGCUAUGGCUCAAGGGAGGAGUCGAAAGUCGUAG
This is a messenger RNA of Echinococcus granulosus, 315 nucleotides long. RefSeq lists its product as hypothetical. The record is from RefSeq and is a predicted model, not a curated record. Lineage: Eukaryota; Metazoa; Platyhelminthes; Cestoda; Cyclophyllidea; Taeniidae. The transcript has a single exon. The coding region runs from base 1 to 315 and encodes 104 amino acids.